This is a messenger RNA of Lingula anatina, 672 nucleotides long. Its product is annotated as laminin subunit alpha-2. The record is from RefSeq and is a predicted model, not a curated record. Gene Ontology annotation, molecular function: signaling receptor binding. Lineage: Eukaryota; Metazoa; Brachiopoda; Lingulata; Lingulida; Lingulidae. Gene Ontology annotation, biological process: tissue development; animal organ morphogenesis; regulation of cell adhesion.
AUGGAUCCAUGUGGAGGACUUGCCGGCUGCAAUGAAGGAAAGUUCCCUGUGAUUUUCAACUUGGCUACGGAAGCAGAUAUUACCAGUAAUGCCACAUGUGGGGAAACGGGCCCAGAGACCUACUGCAAGCUGGUGGAACAUGUCAAGCAGCUUAUGAUGAAGAAUUACCAAUGUGGGAUAUGCGAUGCUAAUGGUGAUUUGCCAUACCAGCGUCAUCCUAUUCAGAAUGCCAUUGAUGGGUCAAAUCGGUGGUGGCAGAGUCCAAGUUUAGCCAAUGGAUGGCAGUAUGAUUGGGUGACCAUUACACUGGACCUUGGCCAGGCUUUUCAAAUUGCUUAUGUGAUAGUAAAAGCUGCCAACUCCCCCCGUCCAGCAAACUGGAUCCUAGAGAGAUCAGUGGAUGGAAUCACAUUUACACCUUGGCAAUACUUUGCUCUCAGUGAUGGAGAGUGCUGGAAUGCCUUUGGGGUCCCCCCUACAGUGGGAAGACCACGCUACAGGAGGGAUGAUGAAGUUAUCUGUACUUCAUUCUAUUCCAGGCUGGAUCCUAUUGAGAAUGGAGAGAUCCACACCUCAUUGGUAAACGGACGCCCAGGAGCUGUGAAUGGACCAAGUGACUUAUUAUUGGUGUCAAGAGAGGUGAUGACCCACAUGUUAACUGUGACCUGUUAA